GAGUACAAUGCAUACUCCCUUUAGGUAAAAGUCACUCAAGAUCCAAAAUUCCAGUCCAUGGUGAUUCAUUUAAUAAUAAUAAUUUGUUAUUGAUUACAAGGGGUAACAGAGUUGGUGUUAAAAGAAAGCAUAAAGGCCCUUUUUAUUUUCUCACUCUCCAUUCACUCUCCACUCUUCGAAAUCAAUUGAGUACUGCACUCGUCUGCAACGACCCCCUGCAAAAACAAAAGAGAAACACACACAAAUUAAAAAUAAAAAUCCAGGAGAAGCGGCAGUGCGAUUGAUUAAGGGGGGCUCCUCCAGCCGUAUUCGUGCUUAGCUUUCUGCAAAAUAUUGAGAGAGGACAAAGGAGAAGACGAAGAAGAAGAACAAAAGAAAGAGAAGUCAUUCCAGCGUGCGAGAGUGACAUUUCGAUACAAGAUCUAGCCUAGUCAUCAAAAACAAAAAUGGUGACAGAGAAGCAGGGCGAGGAAGCAAUUGUGUCGUCAAACUUGAACGAAAAUGAUCAAGGUAACAACCUGGAUACUAAGGAAGGAGAAGAUGAUCACUCCAUGUUUGGGCUAAAGAGUUUCCUCUGGCAUGGUGGUUCCGUUUGGGAUGCCUGGUUUAGUUGCGCUUCCAAUCAAGUGGCACAAGUGCUGCUAACAUUGCCAUACUCGUUCUCGCAAUUAGGGAUGCUAUCGGGAAUAUUACUUCAGAUAUUUUAUGGAUUUAUGGGUAGCUGGACGGCUUACCUUAUCAGUGUUCUCUAUGUUGAAUAUCGAAGUCGGAAGGAGAAAGAAGGUGUCAACUUCAAAAAUCAUGUCAUCCAGUGGUUUGAAGUGCUGGAUGGAUUAUUGGGACCCUAUUGGAAAGUAGUGGGUCUAGCCUUCAAUGUUAUUUUCCUGUGCUUCGGGUCAGUUAUUCAGCUCAUUGCCUGUGCAAGUAACAUAUACUAUAUCAAUGACCAUUUGGACAAACGCACAUGGACAUACAUAUUCGGAGCAUGCUGUGCUACAACUGUGUUCAUCCCCUCUUUCCAUAACUAUCGUCUUUGGUCUUUUCUUGGCCUUGGCAUGACCACUUACACGGCUUGGUAUAUGGCCAUUGCUUCUCUUGUCAAUGGGCAGGUUGAAGGGGUAACACAUUCCGGACCAACGAAAUUAGUGUUGUAUUUUACGGGAGCCACUAACAUAUUGUAUACCUUUGGUGGACAUGCUGUCACAGUGGAAAUAAUGCAUGCCAUGUGGAAACCCCAAAAAUUCAAGUACAUUUAUCUGCUGGCCACACUAUAUGUAUUCACACUAACACUACCGUCUGCUGCGGCUGUCUACUGGGCGUUUGGUGAUGAACUUCUCAACCAUUCAAAUGCUUUCUCUCUCCUCCCUAAGUCUCGUUUCCGUGACGCCGCCGUUAUACUCAUGCUCAUCCAUCAGUUCAUUACAUUUGGGUUUGCUUGUACACCAUUAUACUUCAUAUGGGAGAAAUUGAUUGGAAUGCAUGACACAAAGAGUAUAUGCUUAAGAGCUCUAGCAAGGCUACCAGUUGUGAUACCAAUAUGGUUCUUAGCCAUCAUAUUCCCCUUCUUUGGGCCCAUCAAUUCUGCUGUGGGUGCCCUCUUGGUUAGCUUCACUGUCUAUAUCAUCCCAGCUCUUGCCCAUAUGCUCACUUAUAAAGACGCCUCCGCUCGAAAGAAUGCAGCAGAGAAGCCUCCAAAGUACUUCCCAAGUUGGGCAGCAAUGUAUGUAGUGAAUAUGUUUAUAGUAGUGUGGGUAUUGGUAGUAGGAUUUGGUUUUGGAGGAUGGGCUAGCAUGACCAACUUUAUAAGGCAGGUUGAUACAUUCGGACUCUUUGCUAAGUGCUACCAGUGCAAACCACCUCCACUGCAUCCCUCCAACGCUACUUCGCUUCAUUGAUCAACCUCUGGAAUCCGAUCCGAUCCGAUCCGAUCCGAUCCCUAUCCAAUCCGUGCACCGCUCUCGGACGUGGUACUCAAACAAGCAGAUAACUGGGCUAAACCCUUCUGCAUUUUGAUUUUGUACCAUGCAUAUGCAUACAUAGGGAAAAACCUAGUAGCACUAUUUUGUCUACUAUAACAAUGCAUUAUUAUGCUUUGCUUUUUUACUUUUUAUCCUUUACUCCUUUUAGGAAUAAGGAUUUCUUAUUUAUUUUACAGAAUUAGAUAUCAUUUAUGGAGUAAGUGUGUUAAAGAAUAUUUAGUUUGAUUUUUUAUUUUCUACUAAAAACAAGAAUAGAAUUAGUGGUAAAUGAUGUUGGAAAUGUAAGUUAUUAUCAUUAUUUAUUAAUUAAUAGCAAGUGAUGUUUUUAGUUUCCUUUUA
Molecule: messenger RNA, 2318 nt
Organism: Spinacia oleracea (spinach)
Lineage: Eukaryota; Viridiplantae; Streptophyta; Magnoliopsida; Caryophyllales; Amaranthaceae
Product: auxin transporter-like protein 4
Exons: 10
Coding region: 447-1895 (482 amino acids)
Source: RefSeq, a predicted model, not a curated record